AUGUCGCUCCUCCGGCCGUUCAAGGCCACGGACCUGUUCACCUUCAACUCGGUCAACCUGGACCACUGGACCGAGACCUACUCGCUGGCCUUUUACUUUUCCUACCUGACCCAGUGGCCGGACCUCGUCUACACGCAGCUCUCGCCCAGCGGCACGACGAUGGGCUACGUCGUCGGCAAGGCCGAGGGCCGCGAGUCGACGACGGGCGCCAUGGGCCGCACGCGGCCGCUCAAGGACCGCCACGGCCACGUCACGGCCAUCACGGUCGCGCCCGAGUACCGUCGGCUGGGCCUGGCAAAGGGCAUGAUGGACCUGCUGGAGCGCGCGAGCGCAACGACGUACAACGGCUAUUUUGUCGACCUCUUUGUCCGGCCGUCGAACCAUGUCGCAGUGGCCAUGUACGAGGGUCUGGGCUAUGGCGUCUACCGAAAGGUCAAAGAGUACUAUCAAGGAGGCGGUCAGGCAGGUCGGGACGAGGAUGGAUUUGACAUGCGCAAGGCACUGCCCAGAGAUACAAAGAAAGAGACGGUGCGCGAUGGCAAAGUGGGCCGAAAUACUGUCGUCAGCCCAGAAGCCACCUAUUUUGAGCCGUUUCCCAAACCAAGACGAUGAUAGAAAUACAAUUGCCAGCUCAUAAAGAUGAUGACGAUGACGACCGAUGCAGUACUUAUGUAGGCAUGCACUUAGUAAUAGUGAAUGGCCUGUCUCCUGAUCCUC
Messenger RNA from Acaromyces ingoldii, 717 nucleotides. RefSeq names its product putative N-acetyltransferase 5. Gene Ontology annotation, molecular function: protein-N-terminal amino-acid acetyltransferase activity. Gene Ontology annotation, cellular component: NatB complex. The transcript is spliced from 3 exons. Bases 1 to 612 code for a protein of 203 amino acids. NCBI's taxonomy places the organism in Eukaryota, Fungi, Basidiomycota, Exobasidiomycetes, Exobasidiales, Cryptobasidiaceae. The record is from RefSeq and is a predicted model, not a curated record. Gene Ontology annotation, biological process: N-terminal peptidyl-methionine acetylation.